AUGAGCUCAAGACUCACCGAAGCGCUCCAGCGCAUCGACGACGCUCACGCCCAAGAUCCCAACAAAGUCACCAUCAACGGCACCGAAACGCCCUACGAGCUGCACUACGCGACCAAGAUGACCAGUUACCUGCACAAGCGCAGCGCCUCGCCCUCGGAGACGCUGCAGCUUGCGAUCCGCGCGCAGCACCUGCGCCGCUGGGAGGUCCCGCGCGACUCAUACCCGGCGACGAAAGCGGGCUACUACGCGUGGCGCAGCUUCCUGGCGAAGCGGCAGGCGGAACUGGUGGAGGCGAUGUGUGUUGCGAGCGGGUAUUCGGCGGCGGAGGCGGGGCGGGUCGCUGCGUUGGUGCGCAAGGAGGAUCUGAAGAAGGAUGAGGAGACGCAGGUGCUGGAGGAUGUGGCGUGUUUGGUGUUUUUGGAUGAUCAGCUCGAGGAGUUUGAGAGGGGGCAUGAUGAGGAGAAGAUCCUGGGGAUCCUGCGCAAGACGUGGGGGAAGAUGUCGGAAGAGGGGCAUGCGUUGGCGUUGAGGAUUGAGAUGUCCGAGAGGGCGAAGGGGUUGGUGGCGAAGGCGUUGAGUGGGUGA
Aspergillus clavatus NRRL 1 is the source of this 585-nucleotide messenger RNA. Its product is annotated as DUF4202 domain-containing protein. The record is from RefSeq and is a predicted model, not a curated record. The transcript has a single exon. NCBI's taxonomy places the organism in Eukaryota, Fungi, Ascomycota, Eurotiomycetes, Eurotiales, Aspergillaceae. The coding region runs from base 1 to 585 and encodes 194 amino acids.